Molecule: messenger RNA, 2919 nt
Organism: Coregonus clupeaformis (lake whitefish)
Lineage: Eukaryota; Metazoa; Chordata; Actinopteri; Salmoniformes; Salmonidae
Product: phosphorylase b kinase gamma catalytic chain, skeletal muscle/heart isoform-like
Exons: 10
Coding region: 310-1494 (394 amino acids)
Biological process (GO): protein phosphorylation; glycogen biosynthetic process
Cellular component (GO): phosphorylase kinase complex
Molecular function (GO): ATP binding; calmodulin binding; phosphorylase kinase activity
Source: RefSeq, a predicted model, not a curated record
AUAUGAAGAAGAUAUGUCUACACGCGUAGUGCCUGUGCUCUUCAACUAGCACGGAUUUAUUUUGGGCAUCUGACAUUAGCAUUCGCCCUUUUCCUAUGUUAGCACAGUCCACCAUGAAGACUGACCCGCUGUGUUGAUAUCGUUAGUGAGCUAGUUGCGCGUUUGUUCAUUAUAUUAUAUCCCAUUAAGUGUUUGGAUUAUGAUGUAUUUAACUGCAUUGUAAGGACUAAACACGCAUUGAUUGAUACGCUUGUUGUCAGCAGCAGCAGUACAGUAGUCUAGUUGCCUUAGAAAACCAGUCACCCCAACAUGACCAAAGAGGACGAGAUCCCGGAUUGGGUGGGAGCUCAGGAGUUCUAUGGCAAAUAUGACCCCAAGGAGAUCCUGGGAAGGGGGGUGAGUAGCGUCGUGCGACGUUGUAUUCAUAAACAAACCCAACAGGACUAUGCGGUCAAGAUCAUCGACGUCACUCCUUCUGACAAGAUCUCGGCUGCAGAGAUCGAGGAGAUCAAAGAGGCCACAGUGAAGGAGAUUGAUAUUCUCAAGAAAGUCUAUGGAAUGGACAACAUCAUCCAGCUGAAGGACUGCUAUGAGUCCAAAGCCUUCUUCUUCCUGGUGUUUGACCUGAUGAAGAGAGGAGAGCUGUUUGACUACCUCACAGAAAAAGUAACGCUGAGUGAGAAGGAGACCAGGAAGAUCAUGCGUGCCCUGCUGGAGGUGGUUAAGUUCCUCCACGACCAGAACAUCAUCCACAGAGACCUGAAGCCUGAGAAUAUCCUGCUGGACGACAACAUGGACAUCAAGCUCACUGACUUCGGCUUCUCCCUGCAGAUUGAGCCCGGACAGACACUCAACGAAGUGUGUGGGACCCCUGGAUACCUGGCUCCUGAGAUCAUUGAGUGCUCCAUGGACCCCAACCAUAGGGGAUACGGGACUGCAGUCGACAUAUGGAGUUCAGGGGUGAUCUUAUACACCCUGCUGGCUGGAUCCCCUCCCUUCUGGCACAGAAAACAGAUGAUGAUGCUUCGUAUGAUCCUAGCUGGGAACUACGACUUCUCCUCUCCUGAAUGGGACGACCGCUCCGACACUAUCAAAGACCUAAUCUCCAGGAUGUUGGUGGUAAACCCAGUUCAGCGUUACACAGCCCAAGACUGCCUGAACCACCCCUUCUUCCAGCAGUAUGUGGUGGCUGAAGUACGACACUUCACCCCCAAGAGGAGGUUCAAGGUCGUCUGCAUGACAGUGCUGGCCGUGAUGCGCAUCUACUGUAACUACCGCCGCGCCAAGCCUAUCACCAAGGAGGUGAUCAAGAGCGAUCCGUACGCCAUCAAACCCAUCCGCAAGCUGAUCGACGCCUGUGCCUUCAAGAUAUACGGCCACUGGGUCAAGAAGGGCCAGACCCAGAACAGAGCCGCCCUGUUCGAGAACACUCCCAAGGCCAUCCUGCUGUCCAUAGCGGCAGAGCCCGAGGACUCCUCCAUGCACUCCUGGUAAUGAUGAUGAUGCUGCUGUUUGUUUCUCAGUCCAGGUCCUAAGAGGAGGGAGGUGGGACACUACCUAAGCAUGCCAUCUGUCCCAAUUCUCUAUCCUUUUUAAAUCCAAUGGUUUUAAAUGUGUUUGGAGGAGUGUACGGCUGCACACAUCGGGAGAAAGGACAGAAUUGGGCUGGGCUCAGGAUUUCACUCUGUCUUAAUUGGGCUGAUUGGAGCAUGGGCGUGAUGCAAUAACAAAAACAACUUUGGGUGGGACACUUUAGAGAUGUAGCAUGAGAUAUAGCUUGUUCUUUGUAUCAAAAAUGAAGGGGGUUGGGGGUGAAAAUCCAUGCCAAUGGAUUGCAGCCAUUUGUCGCUUGACUUGUAUGUCUUUCAAACCUCUCCUCGGGGACCCUAAGCCAUUCCCUAUAUUUGAUCUAUUCCAGAGCUAGCACACAUGAUUCAACUCGUCACUAAUCAUCAAGCCCUUAUAUAGGUGAAUCAGGUGAGCUCGUUUAGAGCUACAACAAAAUUGUGAAACGUCUGGGGGUCCCUGAAGAGAGGUUUGAGAACCACUGUUUUAAACUAUGGAUUGAUUAUAAUGAAGAAGUGGGAAAUAUCCUAGAACUAUCCCUCCAAGACCUGCACUGAGGAAUAUUGGUCUGCUGUGUUUAGUACGGAACAAAUAGCUAGACGACAUCCACAGUGAAAUAUCUGUUACAACAAUAGUUUUUCUAGGGCUUAUACCCUUCAAACUCAACUCUGGACCUUAAAGCCAGUGCCACUGCAUUUUUAAAUUGUUACCCUCUAAUCAGGGACUGAUUUAGACCUGGGACACCGUGUGUGCAAUUAAUUAUAAGAUAGAACAGAAAACCAGCAGGCUCCAGACCUCGUAGGGUAAGAGUUGAAUACCCCUGGCUUAUACAGUAUUGCAGGUCUCAGAAAGUUCAGAGAUGGAAAUAUAGAGCAUACAUCAGGCUUUCUAUUCUGUUCCAGUAUGAUAGAGAACGGUGUCCAUUCUAUUAUAUAGAUUUCUGUGUUCUGAAAUAUUGCACCCUACUGAAUUAUUCCUAGAUGUGAAGUGUGUUACGUUAUGGUUAAAAAGGUCAUUUCAACCAUAUAAUGAGCCUCAAACUCAGCACAUAAAUUCCAUAUGCAUACAGUGCUAUGUAAAAGACUAUGCAUUACUCUGCCUGCAAAGCUUGUGAAGCUUCUUAGUACUAUGUAGCUAGUGAUUUUCUCCCCUUCGCUCAGUAUGUGCAAUGAACCCUGCAUACUUUAACUGGCAUGUACUAAGACGUGCAUUCUUUUUAUUUUGACAUACAUUAUGUGGGUUAUACUGUAAUUGGUCAUGUACUGUAAACUGUUUAAGGGUGAGUGUGAGAACACUUUAAAAUUGUAUGCUAACGUUUUGAUGAAUUUUAUUUAUAAAAAAAUCAGAACCUGA